Colletotrichum lupini is the source of this 789-nucleotide messenger RNA. RefSeq lists its product as uncharacterized. NCBI's taxonomy places the organism in Eukaryota, Fungi, Ascomycota, Sordariomycetes, Glomerellales, Glomerellaceae. The coding region runs from base 1 to 789 and encodes 262 amino acids. The transcript is spliced from 2 exons. The record is from RefSeq and is a predicted model, not a curated record.
AUGGAGUUCAUCGUCAUAGUACAUCCUGACCAGAGAAGGUCCGCCCGCUUGAAGAAACAGGCUCACGCUCACGCAGCACGAGUGACCCAUGCACGGUUAAGGAAACGUCAGGUGGCCCGCCAUGGCAAUCAAGACCCGGACAUCCAAGUUAAAAGUCGUGGUCGAUCGAUUUUAUUGAGGUCUCGAGAGGAAGAAAGAGUGAGCCGUCCACAACAAGACGUCGUGGAAUUACAGCAUCUGGUUGAGCCUUCGAUACCAAGCACAAUACCUGGCGCGUUCGAGCAUGAGCCGUUGGCUAGCUUUCUAAAGUCUUCCACAGCCGAAGAGAAAAUGCUAUUUUUUUACUAUGGUCAAGUCAUUGUCCCCAACAUGGAUUCGCAAUGUCCUAUUUUGUGCUACCUCGGCGAAAACUUCGAUCACAUAAGGAGGAACUGGUUGCUUUGUGGCUCUACCGAUAUUGACCUCUUGCAAGGGUUCCUGCUCGCAGCCAGCCGUCAUUUAUCCCUCUUUCAUGGGGAGCAGUGGGGAAACUGGGCAGCCAAGUUCAAACUAAGGCACAUAAGCGACCUGCGUCGUGCCCUGUCCUCUGACGAUAUAUUAUUGCGACGAACUGGUGUUGCGAAAGCAUUGGUGUUGUCAUUCGACGAGGUAGGCAAACUUCAACAUAACUUCCAGUUCCCUGGUAUUGUGAAGUACGUUAAUUCAGUAAGGGUUCUAAUUUUGCUUUGUAGAUCAUGCUCUGUGACAUGCACAUGGCCUCAAAACACGUUCGGGGUGCUAUCACAAUAA